This is a messenger RNA of Paramecium sonneborni, 2151 nucleotides long. Lineage: Eukaryota; Ciliophora; Oligohymenophorea; Peniculida; Parameciidae. The record is from the annotation of a GenBank genome assembly.
AUGAUAGAUAAUUGUUUAUCUUCUUGUUAAAUAACUUAUAAUGGACUCACUAUAUUAGAUUAUUUCAAAAGUGCUAUAGAAUAUUUUGUAAAAAAGAGAUCAAAGAAUCCAGAAAAUAAGUAUGAUUAAUACCAUCUUUUUUCGUCUAAGUAAUUUUUUGUUCUUUAUACAUUAUGUGUAUAGUUCUUCAAUCUCAACAUGGACAAAUGAUGUAUGCCAUUUUUUACAAAAACUUAAAACUAUUCAACCAUAGUUUGAAACUAGUUUCAAUUUAGAUGAAUGUUUCCACAAUUUAAAUAAAUUUAGAACUUUAAAUGGUUAUUUAUAUAUAUAUAUUAAUUACAGGUACUGAUAAUCUAUAUGGUGGAAGAGAUGUCUUAAAAAUAGAAUCAGCUGUUAUAUUUGUAUUCACAAAUAGAGAAUAUCUAGGAAAUACUUUUCAUUAAUUAAUUAGAUGGGAUUAUAGACUUCUUGUUUUUUUAAUAUAACCUCCUGGAAUUGAAGAAACAAAUACUAUAUCCAUAUCAACUAAUUGGCAUCAUAUAGCAUCUACUGUUGGUUAAGGACUAUGUUUUGAAAUUCAAGAUUAUAAUAUUUUAUUCUAAAUCUUAGAUGAUCCAAAAUUAACACCACCUUAAAUAUCUAUUCAAUUAAAUCUAUUAGAUUAAUAAAAUAAAUAUGAUGAAAUUUAAUCAAUGAUUGAAAAAACUAAAUUUGAAUAAUCAUCAACAUCAACUUCUUAUUUAGUAAGAUCUCCUUAAAAACCUAAUCAAUCUUUUGCUUCUGUUCGUUUAAAAUAAUAACCUAAUAUGACAAUAUUCACUAAAGUUUAUUUACCUGAAUAAUAUCCAUUUACAGAUUUUAAUGUAUUCAUAUCUAUUUUAUUAAUUAGAAUUAUCCUGCUUAUCCUGAGUAUUUUGUAGAUUUUAAUGUAUCUUUUCAAGCCAAAUUACCUUAAUAAUUACCUUAUUAAGAAAUUAUUAUUGAAAAUGCUUCAUUAUUAAAAUUUGUUUAAGGUAUUUCCACUACUAAAACUAAAAUAUUAUAAUUUCCCAUAUUUUAUUUUGACAGAAGAGAUGAUUAAUAAAUUCAAUAUUUUGUUGGAUUGUUUUUCUUUUAGUCAAAUUCAACAAUCAUGGAAUUAAGAUUGUAAUAUAAUUAUAUUCUAAUAUAUUAGUUAUUUUCCUAAUUUUUUAAAUUAUUAUGAACUUUUAAUGUAAUAUAGUAAUUCUACUGAUGAAACAAGAAGAUUUGCAGAAUAAAAAUUUUUAUAAUUUCUUUCUACAAUUCCUAAUUAUUAUGCACCAUGUAUUAGAAAGAAUUAAAGUGAAUAAAACAUUUAAGUAAAAUAAUUUAUGAAUUUUAUUUAGAUUUAAAGAUAAUUAAUAUUUUUGAUUGAUGAAUAAAGUCAAUAAUUUUAUAUGUCAAAAGUUAAAGCACAUUAAGCUAGAAUUUAAAAAAUUAAAAAAUAAGUGGAAGAUGAAAAUUAUAAAAAUAGAUAAUUACAUAUAUCUAGAAAGAGUUUAUGUUGUGCUGCAUUUAGUGAAAAUUAUGCAAUUAAAUUCUAAGAUUAAAUUAAUUGUGAAUUCAGAUAAGUAACAUAAUUUGAAAAGAGUGCCAACUUUUCAAAAUUUCUACCAUAAUUAGAAGUACAAUCAUGUUUACCUUAAAUGCCCAUUAUUUAAACAACCCUAAGAAAUAUUUAUUUAGAUUCUGAUGAAUUAGAAGUAAGAUUAGAGCCUCAAUUUUGUGGCAAUCCAUGGAAAUUAUAAAGAAAAACAUAUAGAGAUGGAAACGAAAUAAAAGUUUAUUAUUAUUAUAUUUUUAAAAUAGAAUGAAUAAGAAGAAAUAUAAUUAGAAGACAUGAUGCUAACAAAAAUGGAUUCUGAAAAGAAAUGCUAAACAAAAAAUAGAAGAAAAGGAUUUAUGAAGUUCAAGGAUAUUCAAAAUUGUAAUCAUAAAUAAGUUAAUUUUGAUUAAUAAGAAAUGGAAAUAGAAGAAAAUAAAACUGAAUCAUAAUCAUAAUCCAAAUUAAAAUAUGGUUCUAUAUCAUAUAAUCCUCAUUUUUAAGUAAUUAUUUCUUCUAAAUAGGCUAAAAUUAAAUUGAUAGUCCUAGCAAAAUUGAAUAAUUCUGUAUCCACAAACAAUUGA